This is a messenger RNA of Desarmillaria tabescens, 732 nucleotides long. RefSeq lists its product as uncharacterized. The record is from RefSeq and is a predicted model, not a curated record. The transcript has 6 exons. The coding region runs from base 1 to 732 and encodes 243 amino acids. NCBI's taxonomy places the organism in Eukaryota, Fungi, Basidiomycota, Agaricomycetes, Agaricales, Physalacriaceae.
AUGAAUUUUUUUCAAGGCAUCCAGGGACAGCUCACGUCAUUGUUGGACGGGUUGGACCCGAAGGAUCUGUCGACUAUAAGUUUUGGUCCUAGUCACUCUCCUGGUGAACACUGUGAUUGUGCAAGCAAUCGCCUUCUCGAUGACCUCAACAAGGAAAUCAACACAUAUGCUCAUUCCUCAGACAUCACCAAAAACAUCGUCGACACCAUCGCAUAUGCAAAAGUGAUCAAGCACAUGGAGUACCUCGGGAACUGCAUGAAUGACAUUGGGCCCAACCUCACCAUCCUCAUCGGUGAGCUCGUUGGGGGCCUGACUCAUCUUCCACACCGGAAGUGUAAAGGUUACAAUACCUUACAAGGUCCUUUGACCGAAGAGCUACACAUGCCAAUGGGGUGUAUUGCGAGAGAGAGAGUCAAAGAUACAAGCAGUAAGGUAAACGUAGAUGAUGAAAAUAAAGUCCAGAUCCCUUACACCCUCCCCCUUGAGAUUGGGCAUAGGGAAGCAAUCUCGAUGAAAGAGUCAAAUUACAAUAAGAUCCUGUUAUUGUCCUGUGAAUCGAGCUCAUCGGCUUUGCCAUCAACAUUCGGGUUCGAGCCUGAAGUAAUGGUCAUCGCGAUAGAGGCCUUGGUUGAUGGGGAAGCGGUAGGAGCAGUCGACAAACUUGCUCGUGGCCUCCUGAAUGAUUGGGUAAUUGAGGAAAUGUCUGCGAUGCGCUUCGAGGAUCGGAAUUAA